Molecule: messenger RNA, 2038 nt
Organism: Scomber scombrus (Atlantic mackerel)
Lineage: Eukaryota; Metazoa; Chordata; Actinopteri; Scombriformes; Scombridae
Gene: bokb
Product: BCL2 family apoptosis regulator BOK b
Exons: 5
Coding region: 340-981 (213 amino acids)
Biological process (GO): regulation of apoptotic process; intrinsic apoptotic signaling pathway in response to DNA damage; extrinsic apoptotic signaling pathway in absence of ligand
Cellular component (GO): mitochondrial outer membrane
Molecular function (GO): protein heterodimerization activity; protein homodimerization activity
Source: RefSeq, a predicted model, not a curated record
ACCACAACGUGAAACGAGACGUGAGCCACUCCACCCUGUGGGUUAUUACUAAUUGUGUGACUAGUUUAGACGAGCUUUACUGUUCUUAAGGUCGGACUAUUUUUUUUGGCUGUGAGACUCUUCAGAGAGCUGAUUUGAGGUUUUCUGACUCAGUGGUCCAUUAUCGGACAAGUCGCUGCUGUCAGAGUGAGGACAUCUUUGUGCAUGAACAUGUUGAUGCUGCCAUAUUGCCUUCAGUGUUAAAGUUUGGUCCUCCGAGGAUAAAGAGAGGACAGACUGAGGCACAGCUGAUCUGAAGAGGUCAGUCGCUCCCUGACCCAGGUCCCUCUGAAGGAGGACAUGGAGGUCUUGCGGCGGUCUUCUGUGUUUGCCGCAGAGGUCCUGGAUGUGUUUGACCGAUCGUUUACUGAGAAGGAGCUGGUGUCUCAGUCCAAAGCCCUGUGUAGAGACUACAUCCUCUCCAGGCUCAACCAGAAUGGGCUGGGAUGGUCCAAAACUGAACUCAAUUUGUCUCCUUCAAAUGCAGCGCUCUCUGAGGUGUCUUUGGUGCUCCUCUGUCUCGGUGACGAGCUGGAGUGCAUACAGCCCAGUCUGUACAGGAACGUGGCACGGCAGCUUAACAUUUCUGUUGCCAUGGAGAACAUGGUAUCGGAUGCCUUCAUUGGCGUGGCAACAGAGAUCUUCUCAACAGGUAUAACGUGGGGAAAGGUGGUAUCCAUGUAUGCAGUAGCCGGAGCCCUUGCAGUGGAUUGUGUCAGACAAGGUCAUCCGACCACAGUUCACAUCUUAGUGGACAGUCUGGGCCAGUUUGUCCGGAAGUACCUGGUGCACUGGCUGAAGAGACGGGGAGGAUGGGCGGAAAUUACAAAAUGUGUGGUGAAGAAGGAUCUCACCCCAGAAAACCACUUGCUCUCCUCUGCCAUAGAGUCUCUUAAGUACUUCCUCACCACAAUGUACGUCUACAUCAUGAAGGAACCGUGAACAGCUGAGACAUAGGAGAGCACCAGAGUCGUCAUCGUGUUUGAUAUGAGAUUUAAAAUCUCAGACUUGUCAAUAGAACAUUGAGUGGAGAUGGUCCCACUUCCAGCAGAUAUCACUCUGUUGCUGAAUGGGCCAUCAGCAAAUGUUUCAUCAGCAUCGUAUUUGUGUUAUCUUGGUUUCAGACGAGUCUGUGAGUGAUUAUCCUUCAUUCAGAGAGUAGUCACAGUGAUAUUUAAGAGCAUAUAUGGCGGUGGUACAAGAUUAUCUCUUUACCUCUUCUUCAUAUUUCCAGUGCAGUAUGUCAGCCUUCUUCAGUGUUGUAACUGUAAUUCAUGAUGGUGUUCACUCCUGAGAUAAACAUCUGAUGCUUAAUGCCAUGCUUGUCUCCGAAAAUAUACCCAAAGGAGUGACGGAGGUGAGAGCUAUCAUGUAUGUUUGUUAUAAAAAUUGAUGCUCUGCACAUGCUCAGCUGGCUGGGUCUGAGUUUUUGUCUAAGUGAAGGUGGAAGUCAGUCUGAAAAGGACUGAUAUCAAAUGAAAAAGCAAACAUAUUUCACUCAGGAGCGAGUUUAUACCCAAGAACAAUACCAGGCGGUAGUAACUGCUUACACUAAAUGGCUAUAAUCUACGCUAUUGUACUUCACCAAAGCACGUAAAGUGACCAAAUAUGAUCCAAAAUGUUGUCAACUAUUAAAAACUUGACUGCAAUUUUUGACAAGAUUUACAAAGUAAUGUUGGGUUGACUUUCAGUGCCCUUUUUUGGCCAAAGAACUUGACGACAGAAGAAUGUUAAAUCCUGAAUGUGCAGGUUUUGAUUCACUUGCAAUCUGUAAAUAGCUUAUUUAUGAUUUUAUAUUUGGAUUAUUACUUUUAAUUGAAGCCACAGCAGUAUAAAGACGGCCACUACGACGGCUCUUCAGAAUGGUUGUGUGGCAUGCCUGAAAGUUGUCACUUUCACAGUGUUAAUUUAUAAAUGUGUGUCUGAAUGUUUUUUAAAAUCCACAAUAAACUUAAAAUCUUAAACCAUUGACUUUUUAUUAGUGUCUAUUUUAUUGAUG